CGCGGCGCUGACGUGUCCGGGCGGGCGGUGGCGGCUCCUCCCGGCGCCGGCAGCCACUCGUCGCUGCGAGAGAGGGGCGGGGUGGCCGGGGCCGCGCUCCCCGGGGCCAGCUCGCGGCCCGCCCCGCCGCCCCGGCCCCCCGGAUGAGGGUAUAUAUUCGGAGCUGGCGCGGGACGCCGAGGAGUGGCCGCACGGAGCCGGAGCCGGGCGGAGCCGCGAUCACGCUGAGGGAGGUUUACAGGCCCAGAGAUUAUACCUCUGUCUUCACCACCACCAGAGCAUUAUGAAUGUUAAUGAUCUCAAAGUCAGGUUGUCCAAAGCUGGACAGGAACACCUGCUACAGUUCUGGAAUGAGCUGGAUGAAGCCCAACAGGUAGAACUUUAUGCAGAGCUCCAGGCCAUGAACUUUGAGGAGCUGAACUUCUUUUUCCAGAAGGCCAUUGAAGGAUUUAACCAGUCGUCUCAGCAAGAGAAAAUGGAUGCCCGCAUGGAGCCUGUCCCUCGAGAGGUGUUGGGCAGUGCCACCAGGGACCAAGAUCGGCUGCAAGCCUGGGAGAGUGAAGGACUUUUCCAGAUUUCUCAGAACAAAGUGGCAGUUCUCCUUCUAGCUGGCGGGCAGGGGACGAGACUUGGUGUUGCAUAUCCCAAGGGGAUGUAUGAUGUUGGUUUGCCGUCUCACAAGACGCUUUUUCAGAUUCAGGCGGAGCGUAUCCUGAAGCUUCAACAGUUAGCUGAAAAAUACCAUGGCAGCAAAUGUAUCAUUCCAUGGUAUAUAAUGACCAGUGGCAGAACAAUGGAAUCUACAAAGGAAUUCUUCACAAAGCACAAGUACUUUGGUUUAAAAAAAGAGAAUGUAAUCUUUUUUCAGCAGGGAAUGCUCCCUGCUAUGAGUUUUGAUGGGAAGAUUAUUUUGGAAGACAAGAACAAGGUUUCUAUGGCUCCAGAUGGGAAUGGUGGUCUUUAUCGGGCACUUGCAGCCCAGAAUAUCGUGGAGGACAUGGAACAGAGAGGCAUUUGGAGCAUUCACGUCUACUGUGUUGACAACAUCCUGGUGAAAGUGGCAGACCCCCGGUUCAUUGGCUUCUGCAUCCAGAAAGGAGCAGAUUGUGGUGCAAAGGUGGUGGAGAAAACGAACCCUACGGAGCCCGUGGGAGUGGUUUGCCGAGUGGACGGAGUCUACCAGGUGGUGGAAUAUAGUGAGAUCUCCCUGGCAACAGCUCAGAAACGAAGCUCGGACGGGCGACUGCUGUUCAAUGCGGGGAACAUUGCCAACCACUUCUUCACUGUCCCGUUUCUGAGAGAUGUUGUCAAUAUUUAUGAACCUCAGUUGCAGCACCAUGUGGCUCAAAAGAAGAUUCCCUACGUGGAUUCCCAGGGGCAGUUAAUUAAGCCAGACAAACCAAAUGGAAUAAAGAUGGAAAAAUUCGUCUUUGACAUCUUCCAGUUUGCAAAGAAGUUUGUGGUGUAUGAAGUACUACGUGAAGAUGAGUUUUCCCCGCUGAAGAACGCGGACAGUCAGAACGGGAAGGACAAUCCUACCACCGCGCGACACGCCCUGCUGUCCCUUCAUCACUGCUGGGUCCUCAACGCGGGGGGCCACUUCAUAGACGAAAACGGCUCUCGCCUCCCAGCCAUUCCUCGCAGUGCUACAAAUGGGAAGUCAGAGACCAUCACAACUGAUGUCAAUCUCAACUUGAAGGAUGCCAAUGAUGUACCAAUUCAGUGUGAAAUCUCUCCUCUUAUCUCCUAUGCUGGAGAAGGAAUAGAAAGUUACGUGGCAGAUAAAGAAUUCCACGCGCCUUUAAUCAUUGAUGAGAACGGAGUCCAUGAGCUGGUGAAGAACGGCCUGUGAACUGGAGACUAAGUUCCACCACAGCUCCUAUGGCUAAUUUCAGGAAGGGGAGGAUGGGCAGGAUGGGGGCAGUGGUGUUCCUGGAGAGGAGCGGCGGCUGAGGGACACUGGGUGCAGUGAGAGCAAAGGGUCUGGGAGCCACUGAGCCGUGACGUUACGAGGUGGCUGCAUUAUACACCUUCACACGUCCUUGGUAAAUAAUUGUUCUAAUUCAGAAAAUACAGAAUUGGGUAAAAUGGUUAUAAAAACAUGAACUAGACUCAUUUGGCAACAGUGUGAUAGAAUUUACAUGAGAGUUAAUAAUCACUUUGAGUGUCAUUGAAAUCACCCUUGCACGUAUGUUAAUAACUUUACUGAUAGUCACAAAUGAACAUAUAAGCCAAAUAGGCUGUGUUAUUUGAAUAUUUGAUUUUUGUUCCUCAAUUUCCCUCUUGCUUCUUGAAAUUGAUGCAGUUUUGGUAUCUAAAAAGGAAUUACUAGGGAUAUCUACAGAAAGAUGAACAAAAAUAAUUUUAUGUUCAAUCUAGCCCUUCUUUUCCCCAGUUUGAAUUGUUAUUGGUAACAAUGUGGGUUCAUUGCUAACCGCAGCUUACUAUCUGCAGUGUAUCCUCUUGGUGAUUCAUCAUGGCACAGUCAGAUCUCAGUUAUCUAGGUAAAACGAGGCGAGGACAAACACAUGAUCCAAGAGAGUGACUAAAACACAAGCCAUUCAGUUGACCUGGAAGUGUGGUUUCCUACUAGACGAGACUGAUGCUUUUGCAGUUCAGAGAGCCCUCCAGAGAGCCCCAGUUUGGGAAAGGCAUGCUGGGAAGUGAUGGAGUGAGUCAGCCAAUGAAGGCUGAGUGCCUGUCACAUGCCCAGCACUCCCUGGGAUAAAAGCACAGAGCCCUCUCCUUACACGGCUUGCGUUCUGGUUCAGGGGAUAAAAGUAACCCCCUUAGAUAAUGCAAGGAUGAUUUAGUACUAAAAUGCAAGGAAGCAAGGUCAGUGGGAGGUGAACAAGGGUCACUGUUAUGGACUGGAGUUUGGUACGGCAGAACUUCUCAACGACAAACCCUGUUAUCUUGAGAGAGGGGAUGUUAAGGUCAGAAGUUUCUGUUCCAACAAGAAGACAUACCUUAAUAGUUCUACCAUGUCUUAUGAAAAACCAGUGAGGUUUUUACUCAUCAGAACCAUGUUUCACUCAUAGUAAGCUCUCAAAUAAUUUGGCUCUGAUUCUAUUGGAUUUAGUUGCCUUAAAAUCAAACGUGUAUUGUGAUUCAGAUAUGGAUUAUUAGUGGGAGUUGGUGAUUGUGGGGAGGAGGGGUUACUUAGCCGCAUCCAGUUGCCAGGUGCUGUCCAAGUUGUAGGGUUAAUGAGCAGACCUGUAACGGUGAUUUUUCCAAGUGUGGUCCCCUGACCGGGUACAUCAGUGUCACCUGGAAACUUGUUAGAAACACACAUUCUCAGAAUCACUCCAUUAUGCAUUCGUGGGUGGGGCCUAGAAACUUCUAUUCUGACACACCCUCCAGGUGAUUCCGAUGUAUCCCAAAGUUUGGGAACCAUUGCUCUAAGAAGGCUAACCAGAAGGUCAGGGGCAGUACCAAAAAGAACAUACCCUAGGGGAAACAGGCCCGUGUGCGUAGAUCAAGAAAAGGGGAGGCCAGAAACCAAAUAGAUCUGGCUUAGGUGAGCUUUCUUCUUUAAAAGACGGAGGGAAUGGUGGCGGUGGUGGUAAGAGUAGAAGACGGAGCUAGAGAGACCUGACCUGGACGCUUGUAAUUGCGAAGGACAAUGGUUUCUAAACCCUUUGGAUUCUCUGGAUUGCUUGGAGAGAUUUAAAAAAAAAAAACAAAAAAACCCAAAAACAACUCCAGUUCUAGAGAUUGUGAUUCUCAGUCUGGUGGAAGGCCUGGGUACCUAAUUUGUAAAAAAGCACUGGAUGAUUCUAGCAAGCAUUUAGGAGUGAGAAUCACUGACUUGCGGGCAGAGACUUAGCGAAGGGUGAGGGGAACAAGAGUCUGGAUAUGUUCUGGCUUUGAAAAACCAGACAAGGGAGGCCAGAGAUGAAGAACAUAUCAUUUGAGAGGAAGAGCGCAAACAGAAGCACAAACAGGUGGGCAGGGCCAGGGAACAUGCAUCCUGGGGACGGUUCCACUUUGCAAACGCCUCAGAUUGCUAGAAAGAGCCACCCUACACUGGGCUCUUCCUAAAUUUUAUCCCUCUCCAAUUCAGAGCGUUUCCUCCAGCUAGAGUGAGGGUAGUAGGGGAAACAAAGUUAAGGAAUAAUUUGGUUUAAAAAUAAGAGUUUCAGGGGCGCCUAGGUGGCUCAGUCAGUUGAGCGUCUGGCUCUUGAUUUUGGCCCCAUUCACGAUGUCACAGUCGUGGGAUGGCGUCCACAUUGGGCUCACACUGAUUGUGAAACCUGCUUGAGAUUCUCUCUCCCUCUUCUCCUCUACCCCGCUCGCUCACCCUCUCUAAAAUAAAAAAUAAAUAAAAAUAGGAGUUUAGUCUGAAUGAGAAAUAAAAAGUAAAAAUGUGGUAAGGUGAUGGCAUCAUGGGUGGGUUUUUCCUCUGUAUUUCAUAAAUUUUUGGAUGAUGCAUUCUUAGUAAUUUUAUGAUAAAAAGUUUUAUCCUUUAUAAAGUCUCAAAGGAUGAAUAAACCAAGGGUAUUCACAUUGACCAGUUAGGUGCUUCUGUGAGAGAACUCAGAGGUAACAUUGGGUGUGAUGAGGCCCACAGAGUGUAGACGUACCUUCAGAUAACGGAGUGUGGACAGUGCACCAUUGGAGUGUAAGGCACCGUGGUCUUUGUAUGCUGUCAUCUCUGACCUUGGCCAUUACUUGGAGCUUCCUGUGUGAAGCAAAUGUCUGGUACGAAAGCCUUUCUGCGAGGCUGAACAGGAGUCCUCUGGUGGAAUAUAUGAAUUCAGUAUCUGCUCACUCCCUCUUAAAGAUGAGAGGCUAAGAGGCUUGCCAGAAGCUCAGUGAGUCAGUGGUGACACCAAAUAUGUUUAUAUAGACAUAGUGUUUUCAAACUUCUGAACCGAGUUAGAAGACAACGUAAGAACAGAAAGUCUAUUAUUAUAGUUGUGUGACUCACUGUUUCCACAUCAGCUCUCUCAUUUCUAUCUCAGUAAUUCUACUUCUCAGAAAGUGUUCCUUCUUAGAUUUUUUUCUAGUGGGCACAUUUUUUUGUUUUGUUUAGUUUUGUUGUGCAGAAUGAUGCGUAGAACUCCUACAUAUUCUAUACAGCAAAAUAUAGACUAACGUAGGUGAUGUGUAUGAGAUUGAAAUGGGACUUGAUAAAUUUCCUUUUAAAGUUUAAAAUUUCUCCUAAUUUAUGUACUUCUAAGAGGUCUGAAAUUUGACAAAGAGAUUAUUACUAUCAUUUUUUAAAAUUUUUACUGAAAUUCUAGUUAGUUAACGUACAGUGCGAUAUUGGUUUCAGGAGGAGAAUUCAGUGAUUCAUCACUUACAUGUGAUACCCGGUGCUCCUCACAAGUGCCCUCCUUAGUACCCAUCACCCGUUUAGCUCAUCCCCCACCCACCUUCCCUUCAGCAACGCUCAGUUUGUUCUCUGUAUUUAAGAGUCUCUUAGGGUUUGUUUCCCUCUGUCUUCUUCUUUUUCCCUUUCCCAUAUGUUCAUCUGUUUUUUUGUUAAAUUCCACAUAUGAGUGAAAUCAUACGAUAUUUGUCUUUCUCUGACUCACUUAUUUUCCUUAGCAUAAUACACUCUAGCUCCAUCCACAUUGUUGCAAAUGGCAAGAUUUCAUUCCUUUUGAUGGCUGAGUUAUAUUCCAUUUGUGUGUGUGUGUGUGUGUACACGUACACAUACGUACCAUGCCUUCUUUAUCCAUUCAUCAGUUGAUGGACAUUUGGGCUCUCUCCAUAGUUUGGCUAUUGUUGAUAGUGUGGCUAUAAACAUUGUGUUGCAUGUACCGCUUCAAAUCUGUAUUUUUAUAUUCUUUGGGUAAAUAUCUAGUAGUGCAAUAGCUAGAUCGUAGGGUAAUUAUACUUUUAACUUUUUGAGGGAACUCCAUAUUGUUUUCUGGUGUGGCUGCACCAGUUUUCAUUCCAACAAUGCAAGGUUUCCUUUUCUCUGCAUCCUCGCCAACACCUGUUGUUUCUGGUGUUGUUAAUUUUAGCCAUUCUUACAGGUGUGAGGCGGUAUCUCAUCAUGGUUUUGAUUUGUCUUUCCCUGAUGAUGAGUGAUGUUGAACAUUUUUUUCAUGUGUCUGUUAGCCAUCUGGAUGUCUUCUUUGGAAAAGUGUCUAUUCAUAUCUUCUGCCCAUUUCUCCACUGGAUUAAUUGUUUUUUGGGUGAUGAGUUUGAUAAAUUCUUUAUAGAUUUUGGAUGUUAACCCUUUACUCGAGAUGUCACUUGCAAAUAUCUUCUCCCAUUCCACAGGCUGCCUUUUAGUUUUGUUGAUUGUUUCCUUCAGUGUGCAAAAGCUUUUGUCUUGGUGAAGUCCCAAUAGUUCAUUUUUGCUUUUGUUUCCCUUGCCUCUGGAGAUGUGUCUAGGAAGUUGCUAUGGCUGAGGUCACAGAGGUUACUGCCUGUGUUCUCCUCUAGGAUUUUGAUGGUUUCCUGUCUCACAUUUAGGACUUUGAUCCAUUUUGAAUUUAUUUUUGUGUGUGGUGUAAGAAAGUGGUCCAGUGUCAUUCUUGUACAUGUUGCUGUCCAGUUUUCCCAACACCAUUUGAAGAGACUGUCUCUUUUCCAUUGGGUGUUCUUUCUUGCUUUGUCAAAGGUAAGUCGACCAUAUAGUUGUGGGUCCAUUUCUGGGUUUUGUAUUCUGUUCCAUUGAUCUAUGUGUCUGUGGUUGUGCCAGUGUCAUAUUGUCUGAUGAUUGAUUACAGCUUUGUAAUGCAGCUUGAAAUCCGUAAUUGUGAUGCCCCCAGCUUUGCUUUUCUUUUUCAGGAUUGCUUUGGCUAUUUGGGGUCUUUUGUGGUUCCAUACAAAUUUUAGGAUUGUUUGUUCUCACUCUGUGAAAGAUGCUGGUGGUAUUUUGAUGGGGAUUGUGACAAAGACAUGAACAUCUCAUGAACAUAACAUAGUGAAUAUCAAGUAAAGAUAACCAUGGCUAAUACCUUACGAUGGCCCUUAACCGUGUGGUGGGCAUUGCUUGAAGCACUUUAUCUACAUUGUCUCAUUGAAUCCUUACUACUGUCCUAUGAAGUGUGAACUUCUAUUGUCCAGUCCAUAAACUAGUAAGAAGCAGGGCUGGAAAUUGAACCCAAUGUCUGAAUCCAGAGACUUACUCUUUUUCAUUUUUUUUUAUUUAAAAAUUUUAAAUAUACACAAUAGUAGAGAACAGAAUAACAGCCCUCUGUUACUUAGUUUCUAACAAUUAACUUUGGCUAAUAAUGUUUCAUUUAAUUCCCACCUCCAAUGCCCCCAUGGAAUUAUUUCAUAAUCAGUUCAACGUGUUGGAUGUAAUACUGCAGUAUACAUCUAAGAGCUAGGUGUGUGUGUGUGUGUGUGUGUGUGUGUGUGUGUGUGUAUCCACACAACUUAAAAACCUUAAUAAUUAAUAAUGAUUCCUUUUGUCAUCUGCCAUGCAUUGAAUGUUUGUGGUCCCCCCACCCCUGCCUCCAGUUCCUAUGUUGAAUGCUAACCCAAUGUGAUAAUAUUAGGAGGUGGGUUGGAGGUGAUUAGGUCACGAAGGUGGAGUCCUCAUAAAUAGAAUCAGUGUCCUUAUAAAAGAGACCACGAGAGUUCCCUUACCGCUUCCACCUUUGGAGGAUAUGGCAAGAUGACCACCAUCCCUCUGUGAAUCAAGAAGCAGAAACUCACCAGACACCAAAUCUUCCAGUGCCAUGAUCUUGGGCUUCCCAGCCUCCAGUACCGUGUGAAAUAAAGUUCUGUUUUGAAGUCCCUCAGUCUGUGACAUUUUUGUUAUAUCAGCCUGAAUGGAUGAAGAUGUCAUCUGAUAUGAUCCCACGAGUGUUCAAAUGUCCCCAAGUAUCACAUAAAUGCCUUUUUAGUAUUGAUUUAUUUGGAUCAGGGUUUAAAGUCCACUUAACUGCUUUUGUGAUGUUUCUUACAUGGUUUUAACUUGUGCAUGUCCUUUUUUUUUUUUUUUUUAAUAUUUAUUUCUUUGGAAAAAACUGGUAAUUUUUCCAGUCUUGUAGAUUUUGGAUUUCAUUUCCAUGUUAACAUUUUCCUCUAUCUUCCAUAUUUCUUGAAAACUAGUUGUGUCUGGGACUUGAUCAGAUUCAGGUUCAUUUUUUCCCCCCAUAAAAAACACUUUCUAGAUGGUUCUGUGUAUUUCCUAUUGAAUCUCACUAGAAGGCGUGUGUCUGUGAUGUGAAGAUUGGCAUUUUUUUUUUUAAAUUAAAAAAAUGUUUAUUUGAAAGAGAGAGAGAGUGAGAAAGUGCAGACGUGAGUUGGGGAGGGGCAGAGAGAGAAGGAAUGAGAGAAUCCCAAGCAGGCUCCCUGCUGACAGUCCCACAUGGGGUUUGAAUCCACAAACCACCAUGAGAUCAUGAGCUGAGCUGAGGUAGAGUUGGGACGCUUAAACGACUGAGCCACCCAGGCACCCCUAGUUAGCUUUCUUAAGGAUUGUUUGUUCUGCCUCUGUAGGUAUUGUCAGCCCGAUCCAGCCAUUAUAAAGCCCCCUCCAACCUUUCAUCUAAUGUCUUAGCAGCUACUGAGUCUUGUUUCCAAGAUCCAUUAUUUCAUUAGGGGCUGAAAAAUGAGAUUUUCCUACCACUUCUUUUGUACUGAUUAGCAAGAAUUCUUUAUAAAGAAACAUUUCCAUCAAUUGUUUGUUUACCUAGUACAGCAAAAACAGUAUAAAUCCUUGAAUCUUUACCAGUUUCCAGAAUAGUGAGCUCUGCCCCAGCUCUCUCCAGAGAUGGCCAGUGAAGCACUCCCUAAUCCUGAAUAUUAUUAUGAACUCAGUGAUUUUUGAUGGUUGAUGUGUUUCCAUGCGUUACAGUCAUUAUUAGUUUGGGCCAGUGAGCCCUUUGAAUUGGCUCCUGUGUCCUGACAUAACUCCAGUAUUUUUUUGUAGCUUCUUUAUGUUUCAGGAUCAACUUAAACAUUUCCAGCCCUACUCUAGACAGAUGCUUGGUUUUUUUGAAUACCGAUUUAGAUGUUUUAUAAAAUACAUUUAUGAACUAAUUUAUUGUGACACAUUUUACUUUUCUGACUUUAGGGGAAACCUUGCGAUGAAAAUUUAGAUCUGUAAAUCCAAAUUUACUUGUGAAAUCAAGCCUACACUCUUGGACUGAAGGACUGAGACUACAUUCUAGAAAGAUCCAGUCUGCUCUGGGAUGAGAGUGUACAUAAUGAUUGUAGUUAGGGGAUGUGCCAAGAGUCAGUUUUUAGGAACCGUGGUCCUCACACUCCUGUCUCUGUGCUCCCAGAGUCUGUGACUCAACCUCAUGCAAGUUAAGUGUGGAUGAUUCUUACACACGCCACAGGGGUCACCUUUAAAUGAGAGUGUAAUCACCUUUAAAUGAGAGAAGUACUCAGUGGUGCCCGCACUGGAAAGAGUCCAACUUGCCAAAGGAAGCCAUUUCUCCAAGAAGCUUUGGUUCCUUUUAAUAGGAUAUGGUCUUUAGAUACUAUAACGUGGGCACUAGGAAUAUUUAUUGCCAGAGGUUUUAGGCCUUUUUACAGGACCAAGCUAAAAAAUAUAUUAAACAAUUUUUUUUUAGAGGGAGAGAGCAUGAAUAGGAGAGAGGGGCAGAGAGAGAGAGAGAGAGAGAGAGAGAGAGAGAAUCUUCAGCAGGCUCCACACUUAACGUGGAGCCUGACAGGCUUGAUCUUAACCAUGAGACCAUGUCCUGAGCCAAAAUCAAGAAUCGGACACUUAACCAACUGAGCCACCCAGGUGCCCCAUUUUGUUUUGAAAACAAAACAACAACAAAAAAAACGACAUCGGUAUAAACUGAUAAUUCCAAUUUUUAAAAAUAAGGUACUACUUUGAUUUUGUUUGUGUCUCUUUUAAGCUGAAAAUCUUGGUUCCUAACAAUGUAAUUAUUUAUUUUAAAAAUAUUACUGUGAUGGUUAAUUUUGUGUGUCAACUUGGCUGGGCCAUGGUGCCCAGAUAUUUGGUCAAAUGUUAUUCUGGGUGUUUCUCUGAGGGUGUUUUGGAUAACUAACAUUUAAAUUGUUUGACUUAGAAUAAAACAGAUUGGCCUUCACUAUGUAGGUGGGCCUUAUCAAAUCAGUUGAAGCCCUUAGCAGAACAAAGACUGACCUUUCCCGGGCAAGAAGGAUUUCUCUUAGCUGAUGGCCUUUGAACUUGAAUUGCAACACUGGCUCUUCCCUGAAUGUUCAGCCUGCCAGCCUACCCUACAGAUUUUUGACUUAAAUUCCAUGAGCUAAUUCCUUAAAAUAAAUUUAUCUCUAUAUACUCA
Molecule: messenger RNA, 10205 nt
Organism: Neofelis nebulosa (Clouded leopard)
Lineage: Eukaryota; Metazoa; Chordata; Mammalia; Carnivora; Felidae
Gene: UAP1
Product: UDP-N-acetylglucosamine pyrophosphorylase 1
Exons: 12
Coding region: 284-1852 (522 amino acids)
Biological process (GO): UDP-N-acetylglucosamine biosynthetic process
Molecular function (GO): UDP-N-acetylglucosamine diphosphorylase activity
Source: RefSeq, a predicted model, not a curated record